This is a messenger RNA of Amaranthus tricolor (Joseph's coat), 744 nucleotides long. RefSeq lists its product as uncharacterized. Bases 1 to 744 code for a protein of 247 amino acids. The transcript has 2 exons. Lineage: Eukaryota; Viridiplantae; Streptophyta; Magnoliopsida; Caryophyllales; Amaranthaceae. The record is from RefSeq and is a predicted model, not a curated record.
AUGGAAACUCAAUUCGUUUCUGGCAUGAUAGAUGAGUGGUGUCGUCGUCUAUAUGAUUGGGAAAUUGAAGAGGUACGUGCCAUGCAAACCAUCAUUGAUCAAAAUGGGCCGAAACGUGAGCUACAGAGUGGGUUAAUGUGGAACAACAAGGAAAUGGCUUCUUACCCUACAAACGGCAUAUUCUCUACUCUCUACGAAUCUCUUACUCCACCAAUACCGAAAUCAAUAGCUUCAGUUGUAUGGCAAAAAUAUAUACCUCCGAGAGCACAAUUAACAGUAUGGCUGGCAUAUAAGGAGAAGUUAAAAACAGGAGAUUUCCUUGUAGAGAAAGGAAUCAUUAGCCCACAAAAUGCAGGUUGCCCCUUUUGCAGAACUGAACUGGAAACAAACUCUCACAUUCUUUUUACUUGCAGAUUUGCUUGGAGUACAUGGAUGGAAAUGCUUAAAUGGUGGAACCUAGCCGCUCCACUACAUAAAUCGUUUUCAGAUUUCAGCCUCCAGUGGUUAGGAUUGAUCAGCGAAAGGAAAUACAAAGAUAUCUGGCUUCUUUCUCUUGGUUGCGUAAUCUGGUCGCUGUGGUACGAAAGAAACAAGAUUAAAUUUGAGAACAAGAUCGUAAGCCUCGAGAAUUUUGUUAUGUCGCUGAAACUGAGAAUAGGAACCUGGGCAAAGGAAAUGAUGGGCUACUCUGGCUGUGCACCAAAUGUUAUUUUCAAUGCAGACUCCUUCAUACUGCGACCUUAA